Molecule: messenger RNA, 879 nt
Organism: Sclerotinia sclerotiorum 1980 UF-70
Lineage: Eukaryota; Fungi; Ascomycota; Leotiomycetes; Helotiales; Sclerotiniaceae
Exons: 4
Coding region: 1-879 (292 amino acids)
Source: RefSeq, a predicted model, not a curated record
AUGGUUGGUACAAAUGAACUCCGGGCAGAGAACCUCUUCUCAAUGAAGAAUCAUGUUUGCCUAGUGACAGGAGGAGGAACUGGUAUCGGUUUGAUGGCAGCACAAACAUUAGCUGCUAAUGGCGCAAAAGUAUACAUCACAGGUCGUCGAAUGGAAGCCCUCGAAAAUGCAGCCAAGCAGCAUUCCCCAACAUCUGGGGGUUCCAUCAUCCCGAUUGGCCCCUGCGACGUAACUAGCAAGAAAGACCUUGAAGAUCUCGUAGCUGAGAUCAGUAAUAAAGAAAAAUAUAUCAGUCUUCUUCUCGCUGGUGCAGGGAUUUCGGGUCCUAAAGCAGAACCCAAUUCUUCGGAUGCUGUCGAACUGAAAAAUAAACUUUUCAACUCGGAAAGUUUUGAAGAAUGGGGAACUACGUUCAAUACCAAUGUAUCGGCUGUCUAUUUCACUACCGUAUGCUUUCUUCCACUGCUGCAAGCUGCCCAUAAGGUUCAUGGGAGCAUGUCUUCUUCAGUCAUUGUUAUUAGUUCCAUGAGCGGUAUCAUGAGACAUGCACAGGGUCAUUUUUCGUACAAUGCGGCAAAGGGCGCGACGGUGCAUCUGAGUAAAUUGAUGAGUUAUGAGUUUAAAGAGAUUGGAGUCAGGGUUAAUAGUAUUGCGCCGGGAUAUUUUCCAAGUGAGAUGACGGUGGGAGAGAGUGAUGAGACUCAGAAGAGUCAUUUGAAGGAUGAGAAAAUUCAGGAGAAGGGUCACGUUCCUAUGCAGAGACCUGGAAGUGACGAGGAGAUGGCCAUGGCGGUGUUGUUUUUGGCGAAGAAUAAUUAUGUUAAUGGGGAGAUUAUUGCCGUUGAUGGUGGUGUCCUGUUGGAUGUUCCGGGAAGGUAA